This is a messenger RNA of Anoplopoma fimbria (sablefish), 4704 nucleotides long. Its product is annotated as ADAMTS-like protein 2. Gene Ontology annotation, biological process: extracellular matrix organization. NCBI's taxonomy places the organism in Eukaryota, Metazoa, Chordata, Actinopteri, Perciformes, Anoplopomatidae. Gene Ontology annotation, cellular component: extracellular matrix. Gene Ontology annotation, molecular function: metalloendopeptidase activity. The record is from RefSeq and is a predicted model, not a curated record.
UGAACCAUGUUCGGUAACGGAGGCUUAGCUCUCCCGGUGUGCUCCUUUCUCCUGCUACACAUCCCGGUUUUCCCGCUAACCAACAACUGGCCCGUUAAGGACAGAAGUGAAGGGAGGUUGGAGCAGCGUAAUAUCCAUCUACAACCACACAGCUUAAGAGGUCACAAUGUCAAACAGACAAGCAACAAGGAGGUGUUUCAGUGGUGGGGAGAGUGGUCCAGUUGGUCCUCUUGUUCCAGGAGUUGUGGAGGAGGAGUGAGGAGUCAGGAGAGACACUGUCUGAUACAGAGGCUGUCCACCACCCAGAACGUAAACAGUUCAUAUUGUGUUGGCUCUCCUAAACAGUACCAGCUCUGUCCAAACCAGCCCUGUCCCAGCCCCACGGUAAGCUUCAAACAGCACCAGUGUUCCCAAUUCAAUUCUAAAGCCUUUGGAAGAAGAUACUACCAGUGGAUCCCUCUUUACCCUGCUGAUUACAUCAGCAUCUCCAAUAAGCCAUGUGACCUGCAGUGCACAACCAUCAGUGGUGAGAGACAGCUGCUAGUCGCCCACGAUGGUACAUUCUGUCACGAUGCCAAGUACCAUGGAGUCUGUAUAGAGGGAAUAUGUCAGCCUGUAGGUUGUGAUGGGGAGCUGUACGGCAGUAAGACAGUAGACAGAUGUGGAGUAUGUGGAGGCAACGGGACGUCUUGCCAGCGCAUCUCUGGAUCAUACAGGAAGGCACUCACACAGUUAGGCUAUGUGUUCAUCACCAACAUCCCAGCUGGAGCUUCAGACAUUCAGAUUAUAGAAAGACAUAAGACUGAGAACAUCCUGGCCCUGUCAGAUGAAGCUGGUCAUUUCUUCUUCAACGGAAACACUGUUUUUGACAAUCCUCAAAACUUCCAUGUGGCAGGAACAGUGUUUAAAUACCGACGUCCAAGCAAUGUAUUCUCUGAUGGGCUGGAGUACGUCAUUGCCCAGGGACCAACACUUCAAGGCCUGAAUGUUAUGUACUACAACCUGAAUGGGAAGCUCCCCCACAUCACCUAUGAAUACACCAUCCCCGGCACAUCUUAUGACAUCACUGCUGCUGAAGACGUCACCACAGGCCCCUCCCAGUCCCAUCUUAACUUCACCUAUAACAAGGUAAAUGAGGAUGUCGGAGGGGAUCAACUUGUAGCAACCAAUGGGAGUGUGACAUCCGUCCAUCACUACAACACCCAGCUGGGGGAUGAUGACCAAUCAGAUGUCCAGCAACAGGAAGAAGAGGAGGAGGAAGUCCUUUGGGCGAUCAGAACAUCCAGCCCUCCUCCACCGGCGGCCAUGUUGGUCUACAGAACGGCUGAUGUUACCAGUCAUGUAUUCAGCCGUAAUGAUGUGGAGCGAGGACCUCCAGUACCUUCUGGCUACCGAAGUCCCUCCAACUCGAUUGACGAGCCAUCUACCAAUGAUGACAACACUCUAGUGCACCCUCUCCUUGGUAGUCAGAGUGUUCAUUCUGCAGCCCUGCCAGAAGAUGCCCCCUAUCUGCUACAGGAGGACUUGCAUUACAACCACACACACUCAAACACACACUCCCUCACACACACUGAUCCACAUUCACCAGCAGAAACACACGUGCAAACGUUGUCAGACACAGACACAGAAACACACUCAGACCCACAGUUGGAAAUGCUCACAUUUACUGACACACACUCUGUUACACAAACAGAAACAGAAACGGACACACACACAGGCACACACACUGCCAUCUUGGUACAGCUGCAACAGGUGUCUGCAGUCCAAGCAGCCAACACAGAGAGUAAUGACUUUGACGUGGGUCUGGAUCCAGAUAUUAGCCUGGCAGACAUGUAUCGCUGGAAGGUUUCUGCUUAUGCUCCCUGCAGCUCGACCUGUACAACAGGUAUCACCACUAGCUACGCCCUUUGUGUCCGGUACGACGGUACUGAAGUCGAUGACAGUUACUGUGACUCUCUGACCAGACCUGAGCCCACACAUGAGUUCUGCACUGGGAAGGAAUGUCCUCCAAGAUGGGAGACCAGUGGUUGGAGUGAGUGCUCUAGAACCUGUGCUGAGGGUGUUCAAUAUCGCACUGUGCGCUGCUGGAAGAUGCUGUCGCCCGGUCUCGACUCUUCCGUCUAUGAUUCACUUUGCCUGUCACAUGACCUUCACAAGCCAGCCAAUAGAAAGGUCUGCCUUGGCCAGAGCUGCGGACCCCAGUGGGAGGUGUCUGAGUGGUCCGAGUGCUCGGCGCGUUGUGGCUCUCGGGGUGUCCGCACUCGGGAGGUCCGUUGUUCCAUGGAAAUGAGACUAUGUAACAAGUCUUCUCAGCCAAUAGAAAGUCAGGAAUGUGAAGGCCCGCCCUGUGACAGAAGAUGGACAGUUUCUGACUGGGGACCUUGCUCCGGUGUGUGUGGAGAGGGAAGGAUGGUUCGUGCAGUGACGUGUCGAUCAUCAGGUGGGUUAGUGAUGUCAGAAGAGCAAUGUGACCAAUCACUGCGCCCGCUGGCCAUCUAUCCCUGUGGUGACAGAGAUUGCGCCCCCCACUGGGUUGAACAGGAAUGGCAGCAGUGUAAUGCUACAUGCGGGCGUGGCGUGCGUCAGCGUCAGGUGGUGUGUGUUGGGCUGGAAGGCGGUGUGUUCAAACAGUUUCCAGACAGCAGUUGUGACCACACCAACAGACCAGAGACCAGCUCCUCCUGCUUCCAGAGACCCUGCUCCAAAUGGUUCACCACAUCCUGGUCUCAGUGCAGUAAGACCUGUGGGAGUGGCAUCCAGGUUCGUGAAGUGAAGUGUUACCAGGGGGAGGAGCUGGUAACCAGGGGCCACAGCUGCAACUCUGCCCUCAGGCCAGAAGCCAGACAGAGCUGUGAAAUCCAGAGCUGUCCGACGGAAGCACCAGCAGCAGCCCCAGCAGCAUCAAUAGUAGUAGAAGACUCCUGCCAAGACAAACCAACAGCCAACUGUGCCCUGGUCCUAAAGGUGAAACUGUGUUCCCACUGGUACUACAGAAAGGCCUGCUGCCAGUCCUGUAAGGCACCAAGACCAUAAAGUCACUACUGUAACCUCUCACCUCAACCACUGGUACCAAAGGUCACAUUACAUUCGUAUUGGUGCUACACAAAAGCCUGCUGCUAGCAAUGUAAGGCCUUACUACAUUAAUUUUAACCUUGUAACUCUUCCUCCUAUCACUGAGGUCAAAGGUCAACCUGUGGUCACUGGCUUUAUCUCCUACCUGUCAAUGUUAUACCUUUAAUCUUCCCUCGCACAGAGAAUUGCUUCUGGGAGUAAAUCUGUUUUUGUAUGUCGUUGUAGUACUAUAGCUACUAAAGAUUACCAACCAAAAAGAACAGUUCCAGGGGUGAAAACCCCCCCACCCAUCGUCCAUUACCGCAUGUAAAGUGAUGCCACCUGUAGUAAAUGUGUGUAAGUGGGUUUGUAUGAGGUACUCUUCCAUAGUCAGUGUAUUUCCUACAGUAGAUGGCAGUUGGCACACUCCCAGUUUGGAGAACCAGACAGGAGAACCAGCAUUGGAGCAAAGCAGUGUUCUGCUGUGUACAGGGGCAGCAGCAAUUUAUAUAUUUUAGCCACCUAGAAAACCAACCAGUCAUGCUGCAGUUUACAUGAUUGUCUGUCCAAAAUGUCAUCAUUUUAUCCUAUUUUUAUCCUAUAUGUGUGUGAAAUUGUCAUAAUUAGCAUAUGCAUUCUUGAGUUAUGGCCAAAAAUGUGUUUGGUGAGGUCACAGUGACCAUUGACUACCAAAUUCUAAUCAGUUUAUCCUUUAGUAUAGGACGUUUAUUCCAAAUUUGAAGCAAUUCCUUCCACGACCGGAAAGACAACCCAAAAACAUAACUUAAAUAAAUCCAAACUAUCCAUAUAAUGUUCCACCAAAACGAGAUCAUCAAAAAGCACAUGAAAGCCCGUGGCAGCUUUGUUGUUACUGUGGCAACAGACAAGGACAGACUGGACCAGGUCUGAGGAGCUCAGCUGCAUUUUUGUCCCUGGUCCUGCUACACAUAAACAGCCCUGUAUUCAUACUGCUGAUAUGAAACCAAGCUCUUUUUACGACUACUUAAACAUUUGUAUUUACACAAUAUACAGACACAACACCUACUGCCCUACACUGACUCACGUACCAGAGUUACUCCCAACCUCACUGUUGCUCCCUUUUCAACACAGUACCAACAAGCUUACUGCUUCUUCAUUGUGAUCACCUGAUCCACGUCAUGGCUCCAUUUUGCCUCCAACUCCUCACAGAGCUUCCUUUAGGAGCCACACAAAUCCUCAAACAACUUAUCACAUAUGAAGCUGUACUACGCAACACCUGGAAACACUAUAAUUUGGGAAAAAGACAAAAAAUUGCAAAGAUUUUGUUGCAAAAAAAAAAGUAAAUGCAAGUGCUGUGAAAGAUGCACCUGCAGGUACAGUAACGUCUGAGCACCUGGUUCUACUGCUGUAGACAUCUCAGAUGAGACAGCUCAACAAGGGAUUCAAUGAAAGUUCAUCACUGGAGAUGCUGUACUCAGAAUAGAAGAAUAGAACAAACAGCGCACAAACCACAAACAGCUGAGAAGCACGAGUGUGUCUCCGGUGAAAACUGUUGAGGCCAAACUCUCAUCCAUCAGAUUCACUGCAUACAUUUCACUGUCAGACUGUUGUUGUUUGUUACUGUAGUCACAGCUGCUGUUGUUGUUGUUCUUGCUUACUGUAUCUCACAUAAAA